UCCUGCUCCCCAUCGCGGCCACUAACAAAAGGCAAGAGGCAGCCAGCACCCGGGGGGUGAUGCGAGAGGGAGUCGCUGCCCCCCCCGCCUCCCUCCCUCCCCUUUCUCCCCCCCUCACUGCAGACCACCAGGACGCGGGGUUUGCUCCUUGCCCUGGGGGAUCCCGCUGUGGCCGCAGCUUCCCCGGCACGCCGGGGGGAGCCCUGGGGGAGCCCCGGGUUAGAGGGAGGGGAAUGAAUGGAGCCCGUUCUUGCGUCCAAUUGCAUCAAAUACAUUCUUGAAAGCAACCUGGUUCUGCUUAACACUUGAAUUUCGAGAGAGAGAGGGGAAAAAAAACAAAAAAAACAAAAAAAAAAAACAGAGGGAAGAGGAAAAAAAAAGAGAGGCAGCAGCUUGGAGAGAGGGUGUAUGCGAGCUCGCGUUUUUUUAUUCCUGCAUUCCUGGACACCAAUCAAAAGAGCAAAUCAAGGGAGGUGGAAGGGGGGAAAGGCAGCAAGCAGGGGAGCCGGAGCGUGGUGCGAGCCGUGCACACACUCACACACCAAAAGCACACAGCCCGGACCGCUGCUGGCACCUCACACCCAAGCAAACCCAAACCAAAACAAAUAGGGGGGGGGGGGGGGAAGUAAGCAGAGCAGAAGAGAGCCGGGGCAGAGCGGAGCAGCAACCUCGGCCGGGUGUCCAUCGGCGCGGGGCUGAGCGCUGCAGCAGCACACUGCCGGGCUCCCCGCACCCGCAGACCUGCGCCCUGACUCUACUAUGCUAAAUGUGGCUGGGGAGCCCCCAGGAGACUCUUGGGGGAUCUUUGCCUUUCUGUGUGCCGCGCUCUGCAAUCUGCCAGCGGUGCCUGCGCUGAACGGCACGGAGGAGCUGGGUGCUGGCCAGUCCAUACAGAAGACCUACGACCUGACCCGCUACCUGGAGCACCAGCUCCGCACCCUUGCCGGCACUUACCUGAACUACCUGGGCCCUCCCUUCAAUGAGCCUGACUUCAACCCCCCACGGCUGGCGCGGGCCGAGCGGGUGCCCAGCGCCACGGUGGACUUGGACCUGUGGCGGGGCCUGACGGACAACGCGCGCCUGGCGGCCAACUACCGUGCCUACAGCCGCCUGCUGUGCUACCUGCGCGGCCUGGAUGGCCAGGUGGGCACGGUGGAGCUGCGCCAUCGCCUGGGCCACUUCUGCUCCAGCCUGCAGGGCCUGGUGCUCAGCAUCGCCGGCGUCAUGUCCUCCCUGGGUUACCCACUCCCUGCCGGCCCCGCCGGCCCCACGCUGCCCCCCGGUGCUCCCACAGCCCCCAACGACUUUCUGAAGAAGAUGGAUGACUUCUGGCUGCUGAAGGAGCUGCAAACGUGGCUGUGGCGCUCAGCCAAGGACUUCAACCGCCUCAAGAAGAAGGUGCCACCGGCUGUGGUCACGCUGCGCAUCGAGGCCAGGGGCUUCUGAGGGCCCCCACCCCACAGCAUUGUGGCACCUCUUGGCCUCAGUGAUGGGGAUCUCAGCCCUACAGUGCCACUGAGGCCAGGACGCAUCCCCACCAUCAGCCUUUGGCCUUAACAGAUGGGGAUCCUGACCCCAAAGUGCCACCCAAGGUAGCCCAUGUCCCGCUGUCACCAUUGAGCCUUAACAGACGGGAAUCCUGGAGUGCUACCAAAGUCACCCCACAUGUUCCCCAUCACCUCACUGUGCCUUCACAUAUGGAGCUCCCCAUCCCAAAACACCACCAAAGCCACUGCAGGUCCCCGCCAUCACAUCGCCACCAUCGCCACUGUGCCUUAACAGACGGGGCUGCCAGACCCCAGAGUGCCACCAAAGCCACCCCAAAGUGCCUUUUAUAUCCGCAUAGUGCCACCAAAGCCACCCCACGUCCCCACCACCACUGCUCAUCGAGGGGCAGCUCUGAUCCCAAAGUGCCCCCACAUCACCGUGCCGUAACAGACGACCUUCCUGCCCCAAAGGGCCACGAACCCAC
This is a messenger RNA of Coturnix japonica (Japanese quail), 1972 nucleotides long. It is a transcript of the gene CLCF1, whose product is annotated as cardiotrophin like cytokine factor 1. Gene Ontology annotation, biological process: positive regulation of tyrosine phosphorylation of STAT protein; cell surface receptor signaling pathway via JAK-STAT; positive regulation of B cell proliferation. The record is from RefSeq and is a predicted model, not a curated record. Gene Ontology annotation, cellular component: extracellular region; CNTFR-CLCF1 complex; CRLF-CLCF1 complex. NCBI's taxonomy places the organism in Eukaryota, Metazoa, Chordata, Aves, Galliformes, Phasianidae. Gene Ontology annotation, molecular function: cytokine activity.